AUGGCUUGCAAAGAAGGAAUCCACGCUGAGUCGGAAGCAGUCGAGACGGUCGAGGAGGACCUAGAAGAUGGCGAAUGUUCUACUUGUAGCCACCAAGCCGAAGAAUUCAUGGCAGCAUGGACACAAACAGCAAGUCAAUGGGCAUCAAGUACCUGCUCUCAUAAUCACAGCGAAUGUUUGUUGAAAGCAUUUGGGAACAUUGACAUGGAAACCGCCAACUUCUUGGUAGAGUCUCUGGAGGGAGCCAUCGAAUAUGAAGACGCCUGGGAACCUUUGUUGGACCCUUUCAUAGAAGACACCCAAGCUGUCCUUCGAAUUCUCGCUUCUGAUCCCCUCAUUGCACUACAGAGAGCAAAGACUCUUCUCGACAAUCCAUCCUCCUUACAUAGUUCCUCAGAGUCAUCGUUAGGACCAGCUAUAGCUGACUCGAUGCGGUCUCUUCCACGACCAUCUGAAGAAAUACCAACAUUUGAACGCUUUCGAAAUCCACAGCGGACCGUCAUGGAUGGAGCUCAUAACAGGGCAGUAUCUUUGCGACAGCUGCGUCUAUUGGUAUCCUAUCUUAGGGAACACGCGGACGCCAAUGGAUUCUUGCCAUGGACUGACUGGAACCCUGCAAGCCAGCUGACGUAUGGAAGGAAGCUUCACAUGCAAAAUGUAAAUAUGUAUCACUUGGUGGAAUUUGUGAUCAAACCUGUCACCAAAGACUGUAAAUGCAGCUUGGUGGAGAUUCUGUCUGAUCAACAGCAACAGCCUCCAAAGUGGUUUGUGUCCCAUGUAUGGAGUGAGCCACUAGUGAACUUUCUCUUGUCUAUUGAAGAGCAUGCUCGGGUCCGUGGUAUAUCUGAGGAUGAGUUCUAUUGGGUUUGUUCAGUUGCCAACAAUCAACACAGUAUUGAUGAUGACAUCAACAUUGAUCCUGAUCCUAGGAAGACAUCGUUUUACAGGGCUAUGCAAAAAUGCGAAGGAGUUCUGUUAUGCCUCGACAAGGAUGCUAAUCCCUUCAACCGAAUUUGGUGCUGCUUUGAAGAAGCUAUGAUAGUCAACGGAGACAAGACGCUCAAACUUGAUAUUUCAACUGUGAAGGACGGAAAAGGGAUCGUGCUCACGGAUGGGCUCGUGGAGUCUGAUUUCGCAGUUGGGCCAAAGUAUGCACACGAGUUAAAACGCGAAAGGGAGAAUUUCUUUCCUCUUAUGCUCUUGGAGAGGGGCUACCUCAUUGAUGUCCGAGAAGCAAAGGCGUCACAUCAAGCUGACAUACGCCGCAUUCUCAACGCCAUUAUUGGAGUGCCAGCCAGCGAGUUGGACCUGCGGGAACCCAACAAGAACCACCCAGCUUUCGAAAGUACCAACCAUGCAUUACGAGGAAUCUUUGCCGAAUGCGCAGCACGCAAAGCUGCAGAAGCCGGUCGUAUGGAACGAGUACUGACAGUUUUGAGAAAAGAUGAGAAUCGAACGACGCUGACGCUCAAUUUAGGUGGUUGCCAUGACCUGGACUUCACUCCGUUUAGUUGUCUUGCCGGCCAUCCUAAUUUGCAGCGAAUCAUCCUUGACUGUGCCUACUGCUCAAUCCCGAACAUGGAAUGGAUUGGCAGUACCCUUCCACACUGGCCUCAGCUGAACGAGCUCGACUUCAACUUCAGUUGCUGCAGCGUGCUUGAUGUUUCCUCGUUUGGUGGUUUGGCCAGUGCUUCUUGCUUGACGAGGCUCACAAUAGACAAUAGUUACAGCGGUCUUGCCGAUGUUUCUGGCAUUGGGGUCGCAUUGAAAAGCUUGACAACCCUCGAAGAACUCCGACUGGAUUUUAGAUGGUGCUCGAAACUUCACGACGUUGCGGUGCUUUCAGAAGGACUGGCGUCCCUUGAGGCCCUGACCGAACUGGACUUGAAUUUUCGAAGUUGCGACGUCGUGGUGGCCUUGCCUGGACUUGAAGCUUUGAACAAUCUACGGAGCCUUUCGAUUGAUUAUUCACGUUCACAGACGGGAACGAAAGAGUUGGGAUACCUGAUGAAACUGAAGAACUUGAAUCAUUUGAAGCUUUGCUUCGAGGGAUGUAAGCAGCUUUGUCACUUGUCACCGCUUAGCGUUAUUGGAGGAUACCCUUACUUGGAGAGAUUAAGCCUCGAUCUUGCCUCUACGAAAAUUGGGGGUGCUGGAGCCCUAGAGAAUCUCGAUUUGGCCCCACGGCUUCAAGAAGUAAGGCUCAGAUUCGCGAAGUGCCAACGGCUCAAAAGUAUCAAGUGGCUGCCAAAGGCUAUCAGGCGGACACAAUUUUUCCAGGUUGACCUGUACGAAUGCGGAGGCCUCCCGCCUCCGUGCAGAGGAGCGUUCGUCGACAGGGACGACUUGAUUGCUGCGUUGGGAGAAAGCGCAAGUUCUUCGGAUGAAGGUGCGGGUGGGGGGAAGAUAGUAGUGCAGACGCCGUUUGCUGGGGAAAUCAAACACGUCAACCAAGCUGGCCGGAACGUGGAAGUGGAAGUACAUCGCAUGAACAGCGCCAAUCGCACAUCAUCGAGUACAAGUAACUCAAAGUCAAAACAGAGAGAGAGGAGACGAAACAACGCGAGGUUUGACCAACGGGAUCUCUAG
Seminavis robusta is the source of this 2589-nucleotide messenger RNA. The record is from the annotation of a GenBank genome assembly. NCBI's taxonomy places the organism in Eukaryota, Bacillariophyta, Bacillariophyceae, Naviculales, Naviculaceae.